This is a messenger RNA of Closterium sp. Yama58-4, 2946 nucleotides long. NCBI's taxonomy places the organism in Eukaryota, Viridiplantae, Streptophyta, Zygnematophyceae, Desmidiales, Closteriaceae. The record is from the annotation of a GenBank genome assembly.
AUGAUCAGUAGUAGCAGCAGCAGUAUUCGUCGCACUUUUGAUAAGGAGAGAUUGAGCCAGCACAGGGCAUGGGUUGGAGGCAAAGAGAGCGUUAGAGUGGGGGUGUGGGACGAGGCAGUAGCACGGGGCAUAUCGGAGGGGACAGUGAGGGAGGCGCUGGAAGGGCUGCAGCCGCUGCCUGCUGUGGUGGCUAAAGUGACUGGUGCCGCUGAGGUGGUGCUGACUGCCAGGCAGUAUGUGGACAAGAUGGUGAGUGAUGCACGGGUGCUGGAGGGCAGGCAGGUAAUGGAAGCUCACAGGAAGCUUCUGGCGGAGAUUGUGGAGAUCUACGGCGUGCCGGCCAAUGUGAUGACGGCGCUGUGGGGCAUCGAGAGCAGCUAUGGGAAGAACAUGGGCAAGUGGGACGCCGUUCAAGCUCUGCUCACCCUCGCGUACCGUACAAAGCAGCCCCGUCGUGCUGCUUUCUUUCGGGAGGAGCUGAUGGAAGCCCUUUCUAUCCUUGAGAACAACCACAGGCCUUCUGUAGCAGCCAAGGGGCUUCCUGCUGUUCCUUCUGUUUCUGCUUCUGCCAAUACAGCUACAAGCGCAGUGGGAGAGAGGAGGGUGCGGUUGCUAGGGUCCUAUGCAGGGGCGAUGGGGCAGUGUCAGUUCAUGCCUUCAUCUUUCAACGCAUAUGCCGUGGAUUAUGACGGAGAUGGAAGGAGGGACAUCUGGACGUCCAUUCCUGACGUGCUCGCAUCAAUGGCAAACUACCUCAAGUGCAACCAAUGGAGGCGAGGAGAACCGGUGGGGGUUGAGGUGGUCCUGCCCCCAGACUUCCCGUCCUCGCUCUUAAAGCCCGCCGCGAAACUCACCGUGGCGGAGUGGCAGCAGAAGCACGGAGUCAGAAUCGCUGAUGGAGGCGGUGGUGGUAGCAGUGGAAGUGGGGAGGGUCAUGGGAAAGAUGGAAUCGACGCCACGUCUCUGCCGCCUGAUAUGAUUGCCUCUCUCGUGGCACCUGACGGUCCAGCUGGCGUCGCUUACCUGGCGUGCCACAAUUUCCACGUCAUCCUGCGCUACAACCCCUCCUCGCUGUACGGGCUCGCCAUUGCUGAGCUGGCACGCAGACUGGGAUACGCCAUGGCGGAUCGGUUGACGCGUAUUGCAAUCGUGAGCGGCGAUCGCUGCAAGCCCAAGAAGUGUCGGCAGGAGUGCAAGAAGAGCUGUCCAGUCGUCAAGACUGGCAAGCUAUGCAUCGAGGUCAGCUCCACCUCCAAAAUCGCCUUCAUUUCCGAAGAGCUCUGCAUCGGUUGCGGUAUCUGCGUCAAGAAAUGUCCGUUCGACGCCAUUGAAAUCAUCAAUCUGCCCAAGGACCUCGAUAAGGACACCACGCAUCGCUACGGCCCCAACACCUUCAAGCUCCACAGGCUGCCCGUGCCGCGGCCAGGCCAGGUGCUGGGUCUGGUGGGCACGAAUGGCAUUGGCAAGUCAACUGCGCUCAAAGUUCUUGCGGGCAAGCUCAAGCCCAACCUUGGGCGUUUCAAUAAACCCCCUGACUGGCAGGAGAUUCUGACCUACUUCCGAGGGUCGGAGCUGCAGAACUACUUCACCCGCAUUUUGGAGGAUAACUUGAAGGCCAUCAUCAAGCCACAGUACGUGGACCACAUUCCCAAGGCGGUGAAGGGGUUGGUGGGCGUGGUGCUCACAGAGAAGGACGAGCGCCAGGCCAAGGAGGAGCUGUCGGAGGUGCUGGAGCUCAAGCAGGUGUGGGAGCGUGAGGUGGAGCAUCUGUCAGGAGGAGAGUUGCAGCGGUUUGCCAUUGGAGUGGUGGCAGGGCAGCUGGGAGACAUCUACAUGUUCGAUGAGCCCUCCAGCUACCUGGACGUGCGGCAGCGACUCAAGGCGGCACAGGUCAUCCGCUCGCUGCUGCGCCCCGACAGAUACGUGAUUGUGGUGGAGCACGACUUGAGUGUGCUCGACUAUCUCUCCGACUUCAUCUGCUGCCUCUACGGCAAGCCGGGCGCCUACGGGGUGGUCACGCUGCCCUUCUCCGUGCGGGAGGGCAUCAACAUCUUCCUUGCGGGCUUCGUGCCAACUGAGAACCUGCGCUUCCGAGACGAGUCGCUCACCUUCAGGGUGGCAGAAACCCCAGUGGAUAACCCUGAAGAAGCCAAGACGUACACGCGGUACAAGUACCCGCGCAUGAUCAAGAAGCAGGGGGGCUUUAAGCUGACUGUGGAGCCGGGGGAUUUCACGGACUCGCAGAUCGUGGUGAUGCUGGGGGAGAACGGCACCGGCAAGACCACCUUCAUUCGUAUGCUGGCCGGCCUCUUGAAGCCCGACCCAGAUGAGGAAACCGGCAAAGAGGCCGAGGAUCUCCCCGAGUUCAACGUGUCGUACAAGCCGCAGAAGAUCAGCCCCAAGUUUCCCCACAGCGUGCGCGCGCUCCUGCACUCCAAGAUCCGCGACUCCUUCCACCACCCGCAGUUCAACACGGACGUGCUGCGCCCCAUGCAGAUCGAACCGCUGCUGGACCAGGAGGUUGUGAACCUGUCAGGAGGGGAGCUGCAGCGUGUUGCCAUCACUCUCUGUCUCGGGAAGCCUGCGGACAUCUACCUGAUCGAUGAACCCUCGGCCUACCUGGACUCAGAGCAACGCAUCGUGGCAGCCAAGGUGAUCAAGCGGUUCAUCCUGCACGCGAAGAAGACGGCGUUUGUGGUGGAGCACGAUUUCAUCAUGGCCACGUACCUGGCGGACCGCGUCAUCGUGUACGAGGGGCAGCCGUCUGUGGACUGCACUGCCCGCACUCCCCAGUCCCUCAACAGCGGCAUGAACCUCUUUCUUUCGCAACUGGACAUCACGUUCAGGAGGGACCCCACCAACUUCCGGCCGCGAAUCAACAAGAUGGACUCCGUCAAGGACCGCGAGCAGAAGUCUGCUGGCACCUACUAUUACCUCGACGAAUGA